ACUUUGACAUGAACAGAUCUUGAGAGGCAUCAUGGAGACUGGUGCAGCGCUGCUGUUGCUGGUCGCUCUGCUGGGGAAGAGCUCAGCUGUCAGCUUUUAUGGAGACAGCAUCAGUUUCUCACCUCUACAGAUGAACACAGAUGGGAGAUACAAGGUGACUUUCUUUCACCGAGAAAAUGGCAGAAAUGACUGUCAGAACCAGGCGUCAUUGUUCUGUGAAGGUGGGGUGUGUAUGGACUUGGAUGAGUCGGAUACACUCCGAACGGACCAGGACUCUUCAGGCCAAGGCAGGUGGUGCCAGACUGAAAAACGCACAACAGCAACCUUCCAGGCCAAUGGGACAAGCUUUACUCUAAGAGACUCAGGCUGCUGCUGGCCCUCUAAUGUGGACGGGAAAAUCACCUGGAUGAGCCACGCAGAGCUGGAUCUGGGAAUUCGAUCAGAUUCCUACCGCAUCAACAAUUGUCCCGUCACAGCAACAGUGUCUUCCUUACGGGUUCCUCAGAACUGUUUUACCCAGCUCCGUCUUCUAGCUCAUGAUCCAGAUGGAGAUGCAGUGAGAUGCCGCUUUGCUUCAGACGCCACAACAAACUUUACUCUGGAUGAGAAUACGUGCACGCUGAGAAGCACAGGAAAACUCCAACCUGGCGUCCACGUGUUUGAGCUAAUGAUGGAGGACUUCUCCACCAAAAACAUCACGCUGACCUACGCUGAUGGAAGCAUAGUGACCCGAGAGGCCUCCAACAUGAACCUACCUCCUCUCUGUAAACUGAAGCUGAACUUCCUGUUGGAAGUCAUUUCUCCAACAUCGAGCUGUGUGGCUGCUGACAUGCUGCCCAUGUUCCUGUCCAGGACGCCAUCACAUGGAGAUGUUCUUCACGCCAGCGUGGGUCAGACCUUCCAGCUCUAUGCUCAGGCCCAGGCUCAGAACGCUCAGAUCCAGAGCUUCCAGGUCAGCGGGCCACACAACAUGACCCAGGAGUUCAGAACCGAGUCGAAUGGAAAGGCAGAAGUCACUAUGAGCUGGACCCCAAACGAAAUGGACGUAAACAGAUUAAUUCCAGUCUGUUUCACUGCAGAAACGGCAACGACCCAAUCAGAGAUGAGAUGUGUCAUCAUUAUGGUGUCUCAUUCCACCUUCACGCAAGGCAAAGCCACUGUUCAAUGUUUACCCAACAAGAUGACGGUGGUGUUGGAUAAAGCGUCCAUGCCUGAUGUCAGUGAGGAAUUCCUGUCCCUGAGAGACCCAUCGUGCACGCUCACCACCAACGGCACUCACAUUGUGGGAACCAUGUCUUUCAGCACCUGUGGCACUAAGCUCGAGGAUAAAGGAGACUACAUCGUCUUUAAGAACGAGAUCCACUCCAUCGAGCGGUCUGACGAGGUCAUCAUCCGAAGGAACAUGGUUAAGAUUGACUUCUUCUGCGAGUUUUCCAAAACCAUCAGCGUCUCCAACUUCUACAGCCUCCACCAGGCGGACUACAUCUUUACCGAGUCCAGCUUUGGCAGCUUCGGCUACAGCUUUGAGAUAUUCCGAGACAGUAACUUCACCAACAGGGUGGAGCCCAACGCCUACCCAGUGCAGAUCAAGCUGAUGGAGAUGAUUUACUUGGGCAUCCAGGCCAUGUCAGAGCUCCCAAACGUCACCUUGUUUGUUGAGUCAUGCAAAGGAACUCCAGACAACAACCCGGACAACCCCAUAUACUAUGACCUCAUCAAGAACGGGUGUGUGAAAGACAAGACUCUUAAGGUCCACCCAUCGAAUCAGACUUUGUACAACUUUGAGAUCCAGUCCUUCAAAUUCAACGGAUAUUAUGACCAGGUUUACAUCACUUGCUCCGUCAUCCUGUGCGAGCCUGGGAAUCCCUUUUCCAGAUGUGCGCAGGGAUGUCUGAACGAGCCGUCCCGCCGACGCAGACGAGAGCUAAGCAUGGAGACCACCGGACACUACAUUACCCAGGGUCCCCUCCAGCUAGUUGGUUCAGCUGGUCCCAGUGUAGCCAAGGAGGAUAAGAGGAUAAAUGUAGCACCAAAAAGUGACAUGUCUCCUGAAGUGAAAUAUCCACCAGUAGUUCCUGAAACCAGAUCGAAUGGAGAAUACUGGAGAUUCACGGAGAUUUUUGCCUCCAACAUCACCACGGUGUUCUUUGCCAGUGGCUUCAUCCUGUCGCUGGUUCUGCUGGCUGUGGUGGUUCGUCACUUCAGCAGGAGAAGAAGAGCUGAGGACCUUGAUUUUCUCAUUGAAGACAAGUUUGAGAAAUAAAACAAACUCGUCUCUGAGAACCUCUAAAAACAUAUGAAUUAAUGGGACAUAUUACUUUUUAUCAUUUUAUCAUUAAAGUGGACAAUCGCAGCAUGAUCUUUGGUUUUUAUUCCUGUACUGAUGAACCCAGCAAGCUUAGUUUCCUCACAGAACAUCUAAAACACCAAAAAUAAAACCCAUUUUCUUUUAGCCAUACAAACCAGCUGUGUUUCUAAAGUCAUUAUUCAAAAUAGCAGAAGCUUGUGGGUCCAACUCCACACUUUAAAAGAUCAGGCAACAGCUUUACUAAUAUGUCUCCUUUGAUUUGUGUUUCCUUUUUUCAUGCAGGUUCAUCUGAAGCUGUUAUGAUGAUUUGGGAGUUAGCAUUGGUUAAAUCAAGCAGGUAUCUUCAGAACAUUAAAAAGAAUAUUUUAGAGGAACGUUUCUGCUAAAAUUGCUGUAAAUAUAGGAAAUACUUGGAAAUGGUUUUAUUGCCAGCAGGUUGAGAGUUGAACAAUGCAGGCCAGUUUACAGUUACAUCAAAUAAAAGGUAUUUUAAUGCCUAUGGUCUAUCUAAAAGAUCAGUGAUCCAACAAGCCCACAGAUAUGAAAUCACCUGUUUUUACAUGCUGAGCUUGAGAAAAACCAGCUGAUCAGAUCUUUAAACUUUAGUUUUACUCAAAGCUCACAGAACCGGUUCCCCUUCUCCUGUCAUUAUCCUGGACUUAAAAUAAGUAAACAGAUGGGUUCAGCUGGAUGCUUUCAUACUACUCUUUUUUUGUCAUUAACAUCUCUAAUUGUGUUUUUUGUCAUAAUUAGGUUUUUUUUCUUUUUAGGGAAAUUAAAUACAAUUUUUAGGGGUCUGUGUUCAUAUUAUUAAGGCAAAUGCUACAAUUAAAAGAGAGGGGCUUUAUAUACACAUUCCUCUUGUUGGUAUGUAAUAAAGAGCUUAUGGGA
Messenger RNA from Girardinichthys multiradiatus, 3199 nucleotides. RefSeq lists its product as uncharacterized. The record is from RefSeq and is a predicted model, not a curated record. The transcript has 13 exons. The coding region runs from base 32 to 2263 and encodes 743 amino acids. NCBI's taxonomy places the organism in Eukaryota, Metazoa, Chordata, Actinopteri, Cyprinodontiformes, Goodeidae.